CCUUUUCUCCUGUGCUGCGUUGGUUUUGCUUGAAAGCCUUCGAGCUUCCGAGGUUUUGAUGAUUGAAUCGUCGGGCUUCCCGGCCGCUCAAGCAUGCUGGAGCCGCCCUAUGCUCCCUCCUCUGAUGACCCUUCCGGAUCAGACGACCCUUGGCUCUAUCUUGUAGAUCUUGAGAGGUGCUCACUGAUUUUUCAGAUCUGGUCACUGCCGGACUGGCUCUCUACUGCGACGUCUUGGAGAUCUCACACCAUCCUCUCUGGAGUAGAUCGAAGGGUGUCUCAUGGCUGGAUCGGUCAACCUUAGUUUGCUCGAGUGACUUCACCUUCCUUCCUCCUAUGCAUUGGGCCUACUCUGCUUUACUUCUCUAGUUUGUUCUUUUCUUUGUCUGUUACCCUUAUCUUUUUGGAUAAAGUCUGGAUGUAGAU
Molecule: messenger RNA, 425 nt
Organism: Rubroshorea leprosula
Lineage: Eukaryota; Viridiplantae; Streptophyta; Magnoliopsida; Malvales; Dipterocarpaceae
Source: the annotation of a GenBank genome assembly